This is a messenger RNA of Nelumbo nucifera (sacred lotus), 2026 nucleotides long. RefSeq names its product glycosyltransferase BC10-like. Gene Ontology annotation, molecular function: glycosyltransferase activity. NCBI's taxonomy places the organism in Eukaryota, Viridiplantae, Streptophyta, Magnoliopsida, Proteales, Nelumbonaceae. The record is from RefSeq and is a predicted model, not a curated record. Gene Ontology annotation, cellular component: membrane.
AAUCAUUCUGUGACGCCAGCAUUCAAACCGACACUACUGCUUCUCUCUCCGUCUCCCUCAUUCUUCCAGACUGUUUUAUCUCUAGUCUUUUAAUUUCUCUGUGAGAGGAGAGGAGGACUAUCGUACGUUCUUUCUCCAAGAUCUGCUAACCUAGUUUGGGUCCAGUUGGUUCUGUACUGGCCAAGUGGCGAUCCAUUUCUGACUGACGUUGGUUUCUUAUUUGGAGUCUUUUGAAAUUGUGAUACAAUUUGAUGAGUUGGGGCACCGUAAUUUAAUUUGUUUUUCAAGUGAUGAUUCGUGUUUUGGGGAGGAAGGGACAGUUUCAUUUGGCCACAUACGUUUUGAGAAUCGAGAAUAAUUAAUAGCUGUAUUAUCAUCCUAUUUUAUUUGUGAAAUUGAUGAACUUCCUUCUUUUUAAUAAUAAUUUCUCCAGUUACUAUUGGCGCCGCUAGGGCUGCGUUUGUUUAGCUGACAAGAAUCUUCUUUUACAAAGUCAGUAUCUCCUUCGAAUUGAAGAACCAGCACCUAUCCCCAGCCAGCUGCCGGCCCCCGCAAAAUGAAGAACCAGUAUCAGCAACAACAACAACAACAUCAACGACAAUCACCACGAAGCUCCAUAGUACCCAAGCUCUUCAGUGCCCGGUUACAGAUACUGAACCCUCUUUCAUAUUUCGUUUUCUUUGGCUUGGGUUUGGCCCUUGGAGUCGUAGUAGGUUUCUCUCUAAAGGAUUCGCCAUUCAAUUUUCAAGUCAGCCUGUUUCCUGUCUCUUCUUCGCCAUCAUCACUGUCAGUGUUACCUCUAGUACCGCAGAAACAACCAUCCUCGGCGGCGCGCAUUGGGUUGAAAGAAUAUUUGAAACCGCCUACUGUUAUGCACGACAUGGACGAUGAGGAAUUGCUGUGGAAAGCAUCAAUGACGCCUGGGGUACGUAAAUACCCUUACAAGCGGGUUCCAAAGGUUGCCUUCAUGUUCUUAACCAGGGGACGAUUGGCAAUGGCUCCUCUGUGGGAGAUGUUCUUCAAGGGUCACGAAGGCCUCUACUCAAUCUACGUCCACUCCAAUCCCAACUUCAAUGAAUCAGAAGCUGAGAGUCCUGUAUUUCAAGGCCGGAGGAUCCCCAGUAAGGAGGUGCAAUGGGGAAAAUUUAACAUGAUACAAGCUGAGCGGCGCCUACUGGCAAAUGCCCUACUUGACUUUUCCAAUCAAAGAUUCAUUCUGCUAUCGGAGGCGUGCAUUCCCCUCUUCAAUUUCUCUACCGUCUACAACUAUCUCAUUGGAUCUAACAUGACAUUUGUAGAGGCUUACGAUGAACCAGGCCCAGUGGGUCGUGGCCGAUAUAAUCACCGGAUGAAGCCACUUAUCACCCUCGAUCAAUGGCGAAAGGGUGCUCAGUGGUUUGAGAUGGACCGAGACCUCGCCAUCGAGAUAGUCUCCGACGUCAAAUAUUUCUCUGUGUUUGGGAAAUACUGCAAAGGUUCAUGUUAUUCGGAUGAACACUAUAUACCAACAUUUGUGAGUGUGAAUUUCUGGGAGAAGAAUUCAAACAGAACCUUGACUUGGGUUGAUUGGUCAAGGGGAGGACCGCACCCUACUAGGUUUAUCAGAACAGAUGUAACUAUUGAGCUUUUAGAGAUGAUGAGGACUGCAACAACUUGCAAGUACAAUGGGAAUACAACCAACAUUUGCUAUCUAUUUGCAAGGAAGUUCUAUCCCAAUUCUUUGGACAGGUUGUUGAGGUUUGCUCCAAAGGUCAUGAUGUUCAACAGCUGAUGUGUAUACAAAAUUUCUCGGUCACAUAUUGAUUGAUUUGUAGGUCUGUUGAUAAUUUUAGGUCAGCACAAGGAAAUCAUGUUCUAGUUUAAUUUCCUUGUGCAAAAUUUCUCUUGUUCAUUUAGGGCAGAUUGAAACCCUAUUGUAUAACAUGGUUCUUCACUAUCUCUGAGGACUCCUAACUCAUAAUCUUGAUUGGUUCGACGUGUGAAUAGUAGGGAAGAGUGGUCAUGUAUCUCUAACGAUAAAGUUACA